This is a messenger RNA of Effrenium voratum, 1879 nucleotides long. Lineage: Eukaryota; Dinophyceae; Suessiales; Symbiodiniaceae. The record is from the annotation of a GenBank genome assembly.
GAAGAAGCUUGUCCCGGUCCUCGGCGACAUGACAAGCUUCAUGGCUUCGCCUGGUAAAUACCUGGUGCAUCGUGACUUCCACUUCCAGGGCGUCAGUGUCUAUAGGGAAGGCGCCGUUCUCCACACCUCCCAUCGCGUGCACGAGCAGGUUUCUUUGUCUUUCCAGGCUGCUGCGCGGUUCACGCGCGUGUUCAAGGUGUGUGAAGUGGCCGAAAACGCAGCCGGGUCUUGUCUUGAAGAUGAUUGCAGAACAGUCUUCGGCGGCUGCGACGAGCCAGAAGCAACACUGGCAGAAGCAGCGGCCUUUUCUCCUCCUAGCCCAGCUGUUGGUGAUCGCGUCAUGGUGCUGCAGCCCUUCUGGCUGGAGUGCGUCCUCAACGGCUCCAAGACACUGGAGCUGCGGGGACGGCCUGCCCGGCUUGGGUUUGUCUGGCUUGGCUUGCACGGCAGCGUCCGCGGCAGCGCCGCCAUCGCAACGUGCAAGAAGAUCUGCGAGGAAGAGUUUCAAGCUCUUUCUUCUUCCCAUCAGAUGAUCGCAGAGCAUAUGCCUUAUGCCGUCACUUGGGCCUUAGGCUUGGGAAAUGUGCGCGAGCUGGAAACGCCAAUCCCCUACUUCCGGCUCCGGGGGGCAAUCGGAUGGAACGUGUUCCGCUUGCAGCCUGAAGAUGCGCCACCAAAGCGCCGCAGGGUCGAGCAGGGCCUGCACAAGCGCCCCGCCAUGGCCGCUGCGGCCGAAACGCUUCCGGACGACAGCGCGCUCAGCUUUGGCACUUACAGCAAGAAGCUCGCGCUUCUCCAGCAGGCGGACAAGAUGGCUUACAAGGUGCGCAGCAGCCGCAACUGGCCGAGGCCUGGAUAUCUGCAAAAAGAGAUGUCUACAACCGGGCUCGCGUGCCUCAAAGCUUUGUCAAGCGAGCUGCACGCUGAAUGGUCCCAGAAGCCCCGCAACGAACCUCUCAUUUGCGCAAAGCUCCAAUCCAUGCCGGCCAGCAGUGUGAAAACGCUGGCCAUGGCACACUUGACUCUGAGCGAAGCGGAGAUCAAAAGCAUGUGGCAAGCUAACUCCUCAGAAGCAGCGAAGUUAGGCACACACAUGCACCUCCUCUUCGAAGUCUUUUUGAACCGGGGCAUCGUGCCUUUGCAAUCUAUGGAGUUCCGAAUGCUUCUAAAGUUUCUGAGCACCUUGGGGCAUCUUCGGGCCUACAGAACAGAGUGGCCCAUUUUUGCUGAGCGGGAACUACUUGCCGGCACCAUUGAUUUUGUGGCCAUUGGCGCUGAUGGCAAGCUUGCUCUCUUCGAUUGGAAAAGAACGCAAGCGCUGCGCACAAAAUUUUCCAACCGCUUCGGAAAAAUGGAAAGCCCGCUUGACACGUUGGAUGACUGCGCAGGUAACCAUUACCGCCUGCAGCUGAACAUUUACAAAUACAUUCUAGAGACGUACUACGGCUUGCAGGUUGCUUCCAUGUACAUUGUCAGUUGUCACCCAGACAACUGGCCCGAGGCGUUUGUCGACAAGGUCCCGAACCUGGGCUCGCAUGUUCAGGAGAUCAUGCAAAAGCAGAGGCAGAAGAACCAUUCGCUUGCAAUGACGGUUCCAGUGAUUGCCAGCGAAGGCAGCGUCAACUGCACCAGUGAUAUAGCAGGCGGGCGGCUUUUGGAGUUGCCUUGCGAGGUGCUGAAGCUGAUUCUUGUGCACGCGUGGGGAGCUUUGCGCGCCGUGGAAACCUCUUACAGUCAGCUUCACUUGCUGCACCAGCUCCACGAGCGUUUGACGUUUGGAUGGCCCAGUCGCUCCUUCGGGCAGCGCAGCAGCCCGCACGGCGCUCUAUGGUCUGAAGCGAUGUGCGACGGCUGCUUGUUGGUGUCACAAAUGCAAUGA